This is a messenger RNA of Portunus trituberculatus (swimming crab), 409 nucleotides long. Its product is annotated as cuticle protein 18.6-like. The record is from RefSeq and is a predicted model, not a curated record. NCBI's taxonomy places the organism in Eukaryota, Metazoa, Arthropoda, Malacostraca, Decapoda, Portunidae. Gene Ontology annotation, cellular component: extracellular matrix.
UCUUGUCGCCGCCGCGCGCGCCCGACAGCCCGCCCCAGUACGGCCCGCCGCCCCCUCACUACAAGGAGCCCGGGAUGCCCUACGACUUCGCCUACGCCGUCAAGGACGACUACACCGGCAACGACUUCGGCCAGAACGAGAGCAGUGACGGACACGUAACCAGUGGGUCGUACUACGUGGCGCUGCCCGACGGCCGCUUGCAGAAGGUGUCCUUUACGGCGGACCACAAGGCCGGCUACGUGGCUGACGUCACCUACGAGGGCGAGGCCACCUACCCGCCCACCCGCCCGCCCGCCUAUGGGCCCCCCGCCCCCUACGCCUAGAUCGCCCCACCAUUCCCCCUGGCCAGUAACUUAUUGACCCCGCGCCCCCGCGGGACACCGCUCCUGUAAAUAAAGACAUCGCUGUA